Cladocopium goreaui is the source of this 2601-nucleotide messenger RNA. The record is from the annotation of a GenBank genome assembly. Lineage: Eukaryota; Dinophyceae; Suessiales; Symbiodiniaceae.
UUCAGGGCCCAAAGCCCUUUUGUCCGAUACCGAAACUCCCGCUUGUUCCGUUACCAUCACUAACUCAUGCUUCAAUCAAACAACAGGGCAGCGCCUGCAGUGCUUCGCUUUGCAGGCGUCAUUUCCCUUCUGCUCCGGACUUCUUCGGCCUGGCUCUGGGCCUCAGAAGAGGCAGCUUCCAUCCAUAGCAUUCCUUUGAAGAAGCAGUACGUUCCAGUCCAAAAGGACAGCAAAACUGUGGCUUAUAAAACUGCCUACUUCGGUGAGGUCCAUGUGGGUGCUCCUCAUCAAACUUUCACAGUUGUUUUUGACACGGGGUCUGGACACUUGAUUCUGCCGUCCACGGGAUGUGCAAGCCCUGCGUGUGCGAAGCACAAACGCUACAACCGCACUUCGUCGCAUUCUGCUGUGGACAUCGAAUACGAUGGUACCAAGCUCCGGCCGGAUGCCACCGAACGGGAUCAGGUGGCCAUCGCCUUUGGCACUGGUGAAGUGCAAGGGGAGUUUGUAAGUGAGGACAUUUGCUUGCAACCUGGCACCGCUGAGCAAGGUGCGAAUCGCCCCGGCUGUGUCAAUCUGCGAGUAGUUCUGGCUUCCAAGAUGACGGAGGACCCCUUCAGCCAUUUCGACUUCGAUGGAGUGCUGGGACUGGGAUUGCAAACCUUGGCCUUGAGCCCAGAAUUUAGCUUCUUCGGCCAGAUGCUGGUCCAGAACCCACAGAUGGAACCGCGCUUCUCUGUCUUCCUCGCUCAAAAUGAGGGCGUGGAUAGCGUUAUUUCCUUUGGCGGGCAUGAAGAGAAGUUCACUGCUGGUGAGAUUCAAUGGGCCCAAGUCUCAGAUGUUUGCCAUGAACGGCAGUUGCUGUCACGCGGAUGGAAAUACCACAAUGCGACCUUUGAUUUGUACCUAAAGCUCAGCGGCGUUUUGUUAUCAGAAUCGGCGAUGACCCGUGUGGUUUUGCCAGAGAUCAGGCGACUGGUGCAACAGGAACGGAUCCAUAAUGACAAUGAAUUGCGAGUGCGCAAGGCAAAUAUUGAUCUCUCCAACACCGGACUUACAGAUGCCAUGCUCAACACCUUGCUGGGAGACUGGCAGACUUUGGGCAUUUCCAGCUGUUCCUUGUGCCUCAGAUUACAGCGAAAUCGCCUCACCGGAGUUUCAUUGGUGACCUUGGGGCAGUUUGUGACUGCUGAAGCCAUUGGAACUUUGGAAGAGUUACAUGCAACACAUCAGCUAGGGCCGCUAGGACCUGAACGCCUCACCAGAACUUCGGUGCUGACUUUUUUGAGGAAACUCUCCCAGUGCAGCAAAUAUCCCAUUUGGGUCAAGAGACGGCGAUGUUUUCGGCCGGUGCUUGGGCCGCUUGGGAAAGAUGGUGCCCGGAUUUGCUUCGCAGAUGAUCAGGGCUGUAUUCGAGCUGCAUGUGCCUUGGCGAGGCAUGGCGCAGGGUGUCCUGUGGCACAUUUGUACGACUUCCGGAGUCAAGAGCUGCCAACGGAAAGCCCGGAACCACUCGGAGCUACGGAAAGACUGAAGGAAGCAGAACAGAUGGAGGUGACGCUUCAAGGAGAGAAGGGAAAACUCUUCUUAUGUGGUUCCUGUGAGCGGCCACUUCCUAUCGACAUGUUUACUAGAUGUCAGUUCUCCAAGGCCAGCAAAAUGGACGAACAUCGAGGGGAAUCUCAUUUGCUACGACGCUGCAAUGAGUGUGUCACUCAACCAUGCUGCGCUUGUGGCCAACUCCUUGCCUUGACGGCAUUUUCAGGCAGCCAGAUGUUACGACCCCAGGGCAGUCGCCGGUGCAGGCCUUGUACUAUCGAGACCUGGUGGUGUGACCGCUGUUCCAAGCCCAAGCCAAGCACGGAGUUUUCCUCCUUCCAAGCCCGAAAAGUUAAACAAAUCUCCAAGGUAUGCCGAGAUUGCGAGAAGAGUAAUCCCUAUUUCGAUCGGCGCCAUGUUGUUUGCGCCAUCUUCAGUGGCAAAUACACCGCUCCGCCAUGGCGUUUGCCGUCCUUGUCCAAAGAAAUUCUGAUCUCCAUCUUGAGUUUUGCCCGGGAAUCCAAGUUCAUCACCAUCAGUGGCACCAGUUACACCUGCACUUUGUGUAACAAGACCAAAUCCUUCCUGGCCAACGCCGGUGAUGAUGCCGUGGAACGCCAUCUCCGCACCUCCCAGGUCCAUGCGAAACGCCUUCGCAGCUUGGAGGCGGGUCGCUUAGUGGAAGUGGCCACCAGUGGAGUGGAGGCAGAACGUUUCCAGGAUGGCUUGGGUCUGCGGGGAGCGUUUUGCGGCAUCGACCAGGUGAAAGAAGCGGCAAGUCUCAUUGACAUUUGGAGCCUGAAAGAUAUGAAUCAAAUGAAACUGUUGCUACCCUUUCUGCGACAUGUAGGAUGUCGAGAAUCAGAAUCUGGACUGCGAUGGGCAUCUCCAGAACAAUUUGAGAAGGCCUGUGGACUGAUGGAAGCUUCCCAUGGUGGAAUUGAAGGAGACUUCUUCGCAAGUGCCUCCAUGCAGGAUGUGGCGGAAGCAGAGGAAAGAGCGCUGCAACAGAAACGUACCAAGGUGAAUAUGUUGUGCCAUCCAGGCGGGGAUGGCCAAUGA